This is a messenger RNA of Solanum verrucosum, 951 nucleotides long. RefSeq names its product NAC domain-containing protein 43. Bases 10 to 951 code for a protein of 313 amino acids. NCBI's taxonomy places the organism in Eukaryota, Viridiplantae, Streptophyta, Magnoliopsida, Solanales, Solanaceae. Gene Ontology annotation, biological process: regulation of DNA-templated transcription. The record is from RefSeq and is a predicted model, not a curated record. The transcript has 2 exons. Gene Ontology annotation, molecular function: DNA binding.
UAUAUUUGUAUGCCAGAGGAAAUGAGUAUUUCUGUAAAUGGACAAUCUCAAGUCCCACCAGGGUUUAGAUUUCAUCCAACAGAAGAGGAGCUAUUACAAUAUUACUUGAAGAAGAAAGUUGCAAAUGAGAAGAUUGAUUUGGAUGUAAUCCAAGAAGUUGAUCUCAAUAAGCUUGAGCCUUGGGAUAUUCAAGACAAGUGUAAAAUUGGAUCAACUCCACAAAAUGAUUGGUAUUUCUUUAGUCACAAGGACAAAAAGUAUCCAACGGGUACAAGGACAAAUAGAGCAACAGCUGCUGGAUUUUGGAAAGCUACGGGGCGUGACAAAGUCAUAUAUUCAAAUUCUCGUAGGAUUGGUAUGAGGAAGACAUUGGUUUUCUACAAAGGUAGAGCACCUCAUGGCCAAAAAUCUGAUUGGAUCAUGCAUGAGUAUAGAUUCGAUGAUCAUAUUACUACUAUUGCCUCCACACAAGAAGAAGGUUGGGUUAUUUGUCGUAUAUUCAAGAAGAAAAAUCAUGUCAAAUCAUUCGAGACAACAAGUCAGUCAAUUUCAAAUACCAAACUUUAUCCUAAUGAUGAAGGACCCUUAGAACAACUACUCCAUUACAUGAGAUCAAGCACAUGCAAGGAAGAAAACCAUGUCAUGAUGAAUAAUUAUCAUGACACUAAUUUACAUGACAAAUUCAUGCAACUUCCAAACCUAGAUACCCCAAGUGGACAUUCAAAUUCAUGUGAAGGGGGAUUGAAUAAUUGGAUUGCCGUUGAUCGUCUUGUAGCUUCACAUCUUAAUGGUCAAACAAUUAAUGAUUAUGACCACCAAUACAAUACUAAUAUUUUGGGAGCUGCCACUUCUAAUCAUGAUUAUCAACAAGAUCAAUGUGAUCUUUGGAGUUUUGCAACAGUUUCAUCAACCAAUGACUCGUUAUGCCACGUGUCUAAUGGAAUGAUUUGA